Vitis vinifera (wine grape) is the source of this 1582-nucleotide messenger RNA. RefSeq names its product exopolygalacturonase. The record is from RefSeq and is a predicted model, not a curated record. Gene Ontology annotation, molecular function: polygalacturonase activity. Bases 1 to 1188 code for a protein of 395 amino acids. NCBI's taxonomy places the organism in Eukaryota, Viridiplantae, Streptophyta, Magnoliopsida, Vitales, Vitaceae. Gene Ontology annotation, biological process: carbohydrate metabolic process. The transcript is spliced from 4 exons.
AUGGGCCUAAAAUUGAAUAUCGCUGGAACCUCUCUUCUGCUAUUGCUAGCCUCUGCUGCAGAAGUGUCUGGUGAUAUCAUUUUUGAUGUUACCAAAUAUGGUGCCAGGGCUGAUGGACACUCCGAUAUCAGCCAGGCCUUACUUAAAGCAUGGGGAGACUCUUGUUCAUCGCCUGUGGCAAGUACAGUUAUGAUUCCAAAUGGAACAUAUGCGUUGGGGCAAAUAACCAUUGGAGGCCCCUGUAAGGCUCCUAUUAAUUUCGUUGUCCAAGGCACUGUGAUGGCCCCGGUGGAUACCAGCAGGUUCAAGGCUGAAGCUGGUUGGAUUGCGUUUCAACAAAUCGACCAGUUCACAUUGUCUGGUGGUGGAGUUUUUGAUGGUCAAGGAAAAACUGUAUGGGGCAGAAAAUGCCCCCAUUAUGCAUAUUGCAAACAACUUCCCAUCAAUCUGAGGUUCAACUUCAUCACCAAUAGCAUGGUCAAGGACAUAACUUCAAGAGACAGUAAACAGUUUCAUAUUAAUCUUUUGGGGUGCAAGAAUUUAGCUUUCUACAACGUUGCAAUCAGUGCACCAGAUGAGAGCCUUAACACAGAUGGAAUUCACAUUGGACGUUCCUCGGGGAUCAAUAUCACCGAUUCAACCAUAGAAACUGGAGAUGAUUGCGUCUCAAUUGGUGAUGGCAGUGAGCAAAUUAAUAUCCAAAGAGUAACCUGUGGGCCUGGUCAUGGCAUCAGCGUGGGAAGUCUAGGAAAGUACCCCAAUGAAGAACCUGUGGUUGGCAUUAGUGUCAAGAACUGCACCCUCACCAACACCCAGAAUGGCGUGAGAGUGAAGACAUUUCCUGCUUCCCAUCAAGGCAUUGCCUCUGAAAUGCAUUUUGAAGAUAUUGUCAUGAAUAAUGUUGGCAAUCCCAUAAUCAUAGAUCAAGAGUACUGCCCCCAUAACCAAUGCAACUUGAAGAGUCCAUCACGCAUUAAGCUCAGCAAUGUUAGCUUCAGAAACAUCCGGGGCACCACCUCAACUCAGGUUGCUGUCAAGCUUCUUUGCAGCCAGGGAGUACCAUGCCAAGACGUGGAACUUGGUGACAUCAACCUGAAAUACAAUGGAAAGGAAGGCCCUGCCAUGUCACAGUGUAAAAACAUUAAGCCAAAUCUAUUGGGCGUGCAACUGCCAAGGAUUUGUGCAUAAGCUGCUCAAAUCUUCCUUCAAAGUCUGAACAAAUUGUACUGCUUCUACUUUAUAUAUAGCUACCUCCUCAUCCUCGCGCAUCUGCUAGUUUAUUGUUGCAUAACAAUCUUCAGAUUGUACAAGUAAAACACAAUGAACAAACAUUAAUACAAUUCUUGUUUUAAUAUAUAUGAUCCAAGGUAUGUGCACUUGGUGUUGGGAUUGAACCAUAUGGGCCCAACAUUGUUGGCACUUAGCACAUCCGAAGGGAAGGCCAGAGGCCCAGAGCCGUGGCCCCUCAAUCCACCAAUUGUUUUAUUUAUCCCUUUUUAUAAAGGGGGCGUCGUCCCCAUGAGGAUCGAUACUAGGACUAAACCUUAUAUCCAACCAACUUCCCAUAUGGCUCAAUCCCAAC